UGUGUUUCUUUCUUUCUUCCCUCCCUAGAACGUGCGCUUGAGAGCUCUGUUCUGCUUCGUGCCAAUGCCACAAACAUUGAAAUUGGCUUAAGAACACCACAUUAAAAACAAACGAAUGGAUUUUAUUUUCAUGUUUGACUUUUGAGGUGGAUAAAUGGACUGAUAAAUGCUUCCCGACACUCCUACUGUUUCUUCUAUCCAUCCUCCUCCCUCACCCCUGUCCUGACUCUGACUCGGGUCAGGACUUAAGCAACCAUUCAAUUUGAAAAACCCUUGAAUCUGACUUGCAUUUUGUGCAGGCCUCCAGACAAGCCGCAGACGCUUGGUAGACAAAUCAGAUUUCUCUAUUCUUGCCACCGAGGGGCCCUUCCAUGUUCAGUGAGAACGUUUGACAAGAGUCAGCUGGGGCUGCAUUUGAAAGCGUUCACACUGAGAUUCAGAACCAUAAGGCAUAACCAGUCGUGGGCAGAUAUGUCAAAAGGGUGCUGUCAGAAUGCAGGUCAGAGACGAAGCUGACCUCAGGGGUUGAGGAAGGAUAAGGACGAAAUGCAGAGGAGAGGGAGGGGGAACGUACACACACACAGAACAUGUUGGUAGGGGGUUGUUGUGACCAGACAGGCCACUGGGGCAAAGGCUGGUCCCCUGAUGGGUGUCUUUCAGCGGGCCCAGGCUGGGUGGGAAUGGGAUCCGGCGGGUGUGAAAUGGUCCUCUCUCUCAGUGACCCAGGCCCCUAGCUAGGUCCAGCCGGCUAACACUGUCGCUUUGUCCUUCAGAUUCUCAAAGAGCCCGUAUAUCAAAGGACUCAUAAUGGCUGAGCUGGGAAUGUAUGAGUGCUGUAGGAACUCUGAUGGCAUCAUUGAUGACAUUCGGUUAACAUUUUAACGUUGUGAAAGGCACUGGAAGGAUUUAGAUGGGCAUUGCUGGGAUGCUUGAUGACAGUGAUAUGUGCAAGUGGACACUGAGUUGAUAACUACUGGAAACUACUUUCAAACUUGUAACAAACUACUCAAGAUGCAUAUCCUAUAUACUGUAUGAAUCUGAUUAAAUCACUUACUGAUUGCUGCAUGUUUCUGUGAUUAACCAUAUCUUGUUAGAGAUGAUGACAUCCAUUUAUUUAUUUUUUUUUGCUGGGAGAGAACAGAUGGGCAGCUUUGGCAGAAAAAUGUCGCACCAAAUGCAAAUAUAGCACCUUGUUGUUUCUGUGUUUGCGGCGGUUCUGACUGUUCUUGCUCUUUCCCUCUGCUUUAAAAGAAAGCACACCUCAUUGGUGGAUGGAUGGUGACGAUAAUGGUAAUCUCAAGUCUUUUUUCCAUGUGCAGAUAUCUAAACACACACAGAUUGCAGGCAGCCCGAUAUGUUUUCUUUGUCUUUGGAAUGAAAGGAACACCUCCGUCCUUCAGAUGAAUAUCAGUCAAAUGUAACACUAUAAUCUCUUCAGAAACGCUGGACUGAUUAGGAACAGGGAUAGGUUGAACAUAUGGCAUCUUAACAAUGAGGUCUGUGAGGGAAUAUCAGCUAUUCUCACUGGAAAAAAAAACAAUCUUUCAAUGUGUGGUCGACUCCUCUGUCCAUGUGGGACAGUGUGCAAAACAUAACAAGGACACAGUUUGAUGUGGUUCACGUUGGUGUUCUGUUUGUCCUCGUACACAAAGCUUAGAGUCACAUGCAGCUCAGCCUUUGACUGAAACACAUGAUCUUCACAACUCAAUCAUUUUUCGAGAAUCACAACCUAGUUUCCUGGUGAAACGUGCUGUGAAAUAUCAUCCCUCUCAGAUGUUCUCUUCUACCUCCUCUCUCUCUCUCUAGUGACAAGUCUUUUCAUGCACAUUCAGCUGAACAAUGGUAGUAUUCUGCAAAAAGAAAUGUGGAGGGAGGACUGCAGAGCUUAAUAAUACAGAUAAUGACAGGGUCAGCCCAGGAAAGGCUCCCUCUAAUACUCAAGUUAUUAUGGAGAAAGGGAAGGGAGGUGUAUAAAGGAGAGAGAUGGGAAAUUAGGACUUGGCUCUUUCAAACCUCCACCAUGCAUGUUUUGAGACUUUAAUAAAGGCAAGCAAUGCUGCAGAGGGAAAACUAAUUUUCUUGGCAAAUGGUUUCCGUGUGUUCGCCACGUCGCUCCAGUUGACUCAUCUCCUCGGUCCGCCUGUUGUUGUUACUGCUGUCCUGAAGCUGUUGGUGAGGAGCUCUGAGAACGCAUAUCUAUCAUAUACUUCAGACUGUAGCUUCCACUCCCAUUUAAAAAAGAAGAAAACAAGUUGGAAUUGGAAUUUGUGUUGAUUAGAUGCUGUCGUGAGAGACAUCCCCCAUGCAACCUGAUGCCACUGACCUCCAGGUGAAGCAACCUGGGAAUGACCUGUAUAACGUGGUAGCCUUAGCCCUCGUCUCACAUUUGUUCCCAGCCGAUCAAAAGUUCCUAAAAGUUUCCUUCCGUUUCUCACACCUCUCCUUUUCGUCUUCCCCUGCUCUUCAGAUCCAGAAUGCUGAGAAGAGGAUGAGUCCUCCAGGUCAUCUGAGACAUCCACGUGUCUUUGCUGCUGUCCCUCCCCGACAGCCCUCUUGUCCCACCGGGGACAGACCAUCUGCCUCCCCUUGCCCCUCCCCCCUCCCCUGCCCCCAGUAGUAGGCCAUCCCAGAGGAGAGGAAAGGCGAGCCCGCCCAAGUAAAUAUGGCUGGAUGGAGGUCUCAGUGGCGUCUCGUCCUGCUGAACUCCCUUGCCUGUGGCCUGGAGAUUUGUGUGGCAGCUGGGAUCACAUACGUGCCCCCCCUGCUGCUGGAGGCCGGAGUGGAGGAGCGCUACAUGACCAUGGUGCUAGGUAUUGGUCCAGUGCUCGGUCUCCUAUUCAUCCCUCUGAUUGGCUCUGCCAGUGACCACUGCCACAGCAGUUAUGGCAGACGACGGCCUUUCAUCUGGCUGCUGUCUUUCGGGGUCCUUCUGGCACUUUUCAUCAUUCCACACGCCGACAUACUGGCUGCAAGCCUUGCCUGGGGAGGCCGCACCUUCCAGGUGGGCUUCCUUAUCCUUGGGGUGGGGCUCCUUGACUUUUGUGGACAAGUGUGCUUCACACCACUGGAGGCUCUUUUGUCGGACCUGUAUCGGGACGAGGAGGACUACAACCAAGCCUUUGCCAUGUUCUCCUGCAUGGUCAGCUUGGGAGGCUGUGUGGGCUAUCUGCUCCCAGCACUGGACUGGAGCCGUGGCCUGCUCUCUGCUUACCUAGGAGGCCAGGCCGAGUGCCUCUUCUCCCUUCUCACCCUCAUCUUCAUCUCCAGUGUGCUCAUCACCAUGAAGGUGUCUGAGGAACCCUCGUGCGCCAGCAGUAGCUUGGCGGGUUCCGGAUCUCUACUGGAGCCGGGAGCCGGUACGAUAGAGGCCGACCGGUGCGGUGUGCCGCGCUCAUGCUGCUACCUGCUGAAGUGCAAACUGAGGUUGCUGAAGUCUGGACCCUUGCUGUGCCCGCUGAGAACAUGCUGGUCCAUGACCCCGGCCAUCUACAGGAGCUACUGCCAUGUCCCGCGGGUGAUGAUGCAGCUGUGCGUGGCUCAGCUAUGCAGCUGGAUAGCUGUCAUGUCUUUUAUGCUUUUCUACACAGACUUUGUGGGGGUAGGCCUGUACGAGGGCGUGCCCAGUGCGUUACCAGGAAGUGUGUCCAAGCAAAGAUAUGCGGAAGGUAUCCGUAUGGGCAGUAUGGGCCUGUUCUUGCAAUGUGCUACCUCAACCUUCUUCUCCCUGAUCAUGAGCCGUUUGGUUCGCCAUUUUGGCUCACGGUGGGUCUACAUCAGCAGUAUGGUGAGCUUCACAGUCUCUGCUUUGGUCAUCUGCCUGUCCAAAAGUGUGGUCUUGGUCACUAUAAUGGCGUCCCUCACUGGCUAUGCGUACGCCACACUGCAGACUCUGCCCUACACACUCACCUGUAUGUACCACAAGGAGAAGGAGGUCUAUAUGCCAAAAAGGAAUGCCCAAAGCGCGCAUAAAAAUGGUGUUACAACCAAGCGGGACUCUGUGUAUUUGACUCCUGUGGAAGAGGAGGGCAGACUGAACCACAACCCGGGGACUCCCUACGGGCAUGCCUUCUUCAGCCAGAAUGGCUCAUCUCACAGCUCCGGUGGCGCCGAACAGGAGGAGAUCGAGACGGGGUUUGAGAAACGCGGCGUGGGUUUGGACUUUGCCAUCUUAGACAGCACCUUCCUCCUCUCUCAGGUUUUCCCCACACUCUUCAUGGGCAUGAUCGUUCAGUUCGCCCAGUCCGUCACUGCCUAUAUCGCCUGCUCCGUCAUCUUCGGUGCUGUCGCCAGCUACUUGGCCAGUCGAAUCAUCUUUGACCAAAAGGACCUUAAAAACUGAGACUUGGAUGCAAAAGAUCUGGAGGCGAUGGAAUCACAAAUAAUCGCUCAAUCAUUCAGGUUCCACAGGGCGAAACUCAACGAUGCACUACUGUUUCCAGAAUGCCUUGCUCUAGUUCCGUGUGUUUGCACUUAUGAAAGGACUGCGUUGGGGAAGUGAUGGUCAGGUUAUGAGAGAAAGCAGUUGCCGUGAAGGGGCAGGUAUUGCCACCCGAAGGUACACCACGGGUAGUGUACUCUCCUGAAUGCAAUUGUAUUCUAUAGAAAUCUCUCUAAAAUGCUUUUGUUGUGAUCUUUUCUAUCCAUCGUCUCUUUCCUCAGGUACCACAAACAGAUUUACUGUAGAACUCAACCUCAUAUACACACCUUCUUAGCUUUUAAUGGGUUUUUUAGUGAUUUUAUCCCGAGUGAUCUGCACUUUUUAAUAGUAGUCUGUUUUUAAUUCUCAAAACAACAUAUUCAACACGGUGUUUAUUUGUACAAACUCAUCUGCAGCAUCACUAAGCCAGUCUGGAGACUAUUCAUCAUUUUAUUUAGACAGGCCUGUCUUUAUUUAACGAAAGAAUGAACAGAUUUAUUCAUGGUUUCUACCUGUUCAGAAAAUAGAAUUACAAGUGGGACCAUUGGACUUGUCCAUACAAGAUGAAAAACACACUUAAAGGGGCAGUCCGGUGAUCUAGUAUUGCCUAGAUUUCUCAUAAUACAACUCUAUAUCAUCUUUCAUCAGACCUUCCCAACCUGUUUUUAAAGGGCCAGUGUGUAGCAUUUCGGUUACCUUCCACGAGAGCUGGAUUCUAGCGAUGUCUCAAGAUCACGCGAAAUUUGAUCUCGUCAGGCUUCAUGUAAUGCGUUUGUGUCUCAGAUGGACAGUUGUCAAGCUAAACAGUGGCCUUUGGCGUUUACCUGAAGGCCCCUGUUGUUUUCCAACAUGCUUGAGAAACUGCGAUAACAAUUUCUGCUGAGUGCAAUGCCGUUUGACUUCCGUCGCUCCGAAAGUAGUGUUAUUGUGGUAACGAUGGGGCGGCUCACGUUACCGCAGACUUGGAAAGGGAGGAGUGAGCGGAGGGAGGGCUGUUCGGUUGGUGGCCGCCGCCUGCAGCCACACCGCUAGAUUCCGCCAAAUCCUACACACGACCCUUUAAGUGCCGUCAUCUUUUAAACCCUUUGCCCUCAGUUUGAAGUGCAGUUUUUCUUUCAACUAAAUGAAAUAAUUUAAGAUAAUCCUGAUGACAUCACACAUCAGGGUUGUUUCCCCAGACUUAACAAAGCCCCUCCAGAGCCGCAGAGGACAUUAUACAACAGUCUCCACAUGCGGAGUUAUGUAUACCCCUUUAAAAAAAACUCAGCUCUACUCUGAUUUUGGGCCCCUUUUUCUGCGUUCCGCCCAUCUAGUGCCAUCUAUUAAUUAAUGAACAGUUUAACUGUAAAUAUUUUGUAUACAAAUUUACAGUAUAUCCCUAUGGGAGUUUUGUUAUGCAACCUGUUGAGGUGAGGUUAUCAACUAUGGUGGUUUAAGAAUGAAGCUGCUUACUAGAACUGGAAGUGUUGCAUCUAACCAAGAAUAAUCUAGUCUAGUUGACUCCUCAUCUUAUCCAACUAUGCUCCUGAUCAGGACAGUCGUCUCAGGUUAGUACAUUGUUUUAGUGUCCCAUCCUGUCCUUUUUAAGCCACUCAUUAAAAUGAAAAACCACCUUUCCCUUCUGCAUGUUCUACUGUAUUCUCAAAUGACAAUCUAGGACAUCCAGAUGGGCUGGUUACAUGAUGCUGUAUGUAAACAUACAUGUUUGAGCCAAGCUCGCUUCAUGGCACCCAUUCCUGAAA
This is a messenger RNA of Anarrhichthys ocellatus (wolf-eel), 6159 nucleotides long. RefSeq names its product solute carrier family 45 member 3. NCBI's taxonomy places the organism in Eukaryota, Metazoa, Chordata, Actinopteri, Perciformes, Anarhichadidae. The transcript is spliced from 5 exons. Gene Ontology annotation, cellular component: membrane. The coding region runs from base 2663 to 4339 and encodes 558 amino acids. The record is from RefSeq and is a predicted model, not a curated record. Gene Ontology annotation, molecular function: sucrose:proton symporter activity.